AUGAGCUCAUACAGCAGUUCACAGAGCUCGGAGGCGACAGACCUCCAGGCAGCUGGAAACUUUGACAACUCAGGCACCCCAGUCGAGAUGCGUCCGGGAUACAAAGUGCCCCCCAUCAAGGGCUACUCCCAUCUCUUCAAGCUGCUUGAAGGGAAUGAAGAACUCGAGAACACUCCUGUCCGGACAGAAGUGUUUUCUGGGACAAUUCGCGAACACAAGGUCAUCACCAAAGGUGAAGUGAUGCGCAAGCAUGGCUCAACAAUUGGCAAGGUUGGCCGCGUUUCUAUCUGCAGAGACCAGAAGGGUCUUCUCCCUGCCGUCCUCGAUAUCAAGAAGAGCGAGUACCAAGUCCUGGACUGCGAGUCCAGAGACCGACUUGGAAUGUUUCUCCAGUUCUACUGCCCCGAAAGAGCGGAUUGGGUGAUCACCGACAACGAAGAGACAAUCAUUGACACCUUCACCGACCGCACUCGGGAGCUCACCCGACCUAUCUCCGAGGAGCUGACUCUUCUUCCCAACCGCCUCCAGAGACUCUCUGAUUUUUUCUACGAGCCCAACAUCAGCAAGUCUGAAUACCUUCUCGUGUCUCGGGUGCUUCAAGUCCAGGCCCAUCGCGCCGCGGAGCUCGUCGACACCGUCUGCAAGCUCCUGCAACCCAACCCAUCCGGAGCCCAGAGCGUCGGCUCCACGAACGAGCGCGCCCGCGAGUCUCUCCAAGAGACGCGGGAGAAGAACGAUCAGACCGCGAGUCUGAUGGAGCAUCAGCUGGAGGAGAUGCGGCACCACCAAGAAAUGUACAGGGAGCUUCUAGAUGACAGCGCUCGCUCUGCCGAGAGAGUCACUGAGCGUCUUUCCACUGUCGUCGACAGAGUCGGGUCAUUUCUCCGCGCCGCUGAUAUGGACCAGGUUCAACACAUCCGCCAGCUCGAGAGUAUCUCCAUGAACGUCACACACACACUGGACAAAGUCCUCCAACAGCGGACGCCGGAGUCCACUCCAACCAAGAAGCGCCUGCGAUCCGACUCUCCGGGCAUAUCAGAUGAAUACCUAUCCGACUAUACGGAUGGGUCCGCCUCCGAGCGAUCACACAAGCGAGUCAAACAUUAA
Messenger RNA from Clonostachys solani, 1107 nucleotides. Lineage: Eukaryota; Fungi; Ascomycota; Sordariomycetes; Hypocreales; Bionectriaceae. The record is from the annotation of a GenBank genome assembly.